This is a messenger RNA of Branchiostoma floridae (Florida lancelet), 1237 nucleotides long. RefSeq lists its product as uncharacterized. NCBI's taxonomy places the organism in Eukaryota, Metazoa, Chordata, Leptocardii, Amphioxiformes, Branchiostomatidae. The transcript is spliced from 3 exons. Bases 308 to 823 code for a protein of 171 amino acids. The record is from RefSeq and is a predicted model, not a curated record.
AUAUUCGUAAAUGCAUGCAAGGUACCGCUUUGAUGAAGGGCACCGUGCCCUUUUCCAAACACGGUAGUCUGUGACAGAUGGACCAGUUUCUGGUACAACAAUGUGACAGGCUUGUAAAUUAAAAAUCAGAUAUGUAAUAGCAAUGUCGUUAAUUACUGCGCCUAGACGAAUUUGGAGACAAUGAAGGCAGAAGAAUCCCUUCAUAUGGAGUGGACCACUCUGGAUCUAGCUCCAGGUCCUGUAGCCGAGCCUCCGUUCCGUGUGACGGUCAGAGGCAGACUUGCGAUCACAUCCAUUUACAGGAGCCAUGGGCAGGAGAAAACGCUCUGCAGCCAAGAGGCCCGUCUUUCGCCGACGAUUAUUCGACCUUGAAGAACUUGGGACAGGCGAGAUCUCGCUGGCAAAGGAAGAGAUGGAGAUGGCGAGGACAAGCUACAGUAUCCACGGCGGGGCCAGCCCUGUGACCACCAGGCGUUACGGCGCCGAUGAAAAAUACACGAACCUCCUGCCUGACGGCCCAGCGACUCAUACUUACGUUCCCGUGCACUUUGUCGUCCUCCUGUCGAUGUUCUUCCUCAGUAUCCUGCUCAUUUUCUGCCGCGCGCGGCGCACGAAGUCAAAACCAGCGGUGCCAAAGAGCACCUCAUCCCGUCGGUCCUCCGGAUCCACCACCACCAAUAACAACAGGGCUGUGAAGAGGUCAAUCACGGUCAUGGGUACUCCGAAGGAUAGGGACCUAUUCUUCAAGUUAGAAAGGAAAGGCUCCUAUACAAAUGGAGUUGGUCAGAGGAGGCAAUCUGUACGAAGAAAGUCCGCUGUGUAACCGUAAAGAUGUUGGAAAAUAUAAAUGGCUGGUUUAUAGCAGAGGUGAAUUCCGUUUCGCCAUCAAAAAAGUACUUGGUGAAAAAGAUAAGCUGGACUAGAUACUGUAAAUUAGGUCGAAAUGCUGAGACCACUAAGCUCACUUUUGUAGGGUAAAAACACACCAUUCUUGCAAGUGAAGAUCUUGGUUAUUGAUAACAUUACUUUCGUUGUUAUACAACGUUGCUUGUCCAUCUUUCAAAGUAAAGUUUCUAGUAGUUGCCUAGCUUAUGUGGACAGACCUGUGUGGAUUCAGUCAGAUUUGUGACAUACUAUGUCAUGUCAUAUCGUAUUACAUGUUAUAACGUUAGUAUAAGUAUCUUGUUUUUGUCCUUUGCAAAAAAAGGAAAUAUAAUCCGGCGAUGGGAUUGCCAUA